UAUAUAUAUUUUGUCAAUCGUUAAGUCGGCGCUCUAUUCAGCAAUGAAGCUAAUAUAUCAUGCUUUUCAUCAUCAUCAUUAUUAUUAAUUAGGGUGCUCAUGAAAGAAACAUACAUGUGGCCGCAGAUCGAUACAACAAUUUUGUUUAAACUUGCAGUCUUUCCUCUGAAGUUAUAUAUUUGAAUGGCUGAAGAUCAACUGAAAAAGCGUUCCAACUUAAGCAAUGUCAUCCAUCAUAAUCCCUGGGCGGUGCAGAAAGCCAAAAAGAAGAAAGUUUAUCAUUAUGAUUUAGAUACAAAAUCAACUAUAGCUCUUGAGUGGGAUAACAAGAAGGAACAUGUUGUUCCUAAGAAGGAGCAAAUAGGUAUUGCAUACAGAGAGUUGAUCCAGUUUCUUCCUUUUGAUGCAAAGAACGAAAAUAUCUUGGGUGACGUAUUUGCGGCUCCUCCUGAAUUAUUUGAACUGAAUAACUUGACUGGUUUGCUGUCUUAUGAGGUCUGGCAAACUCAUCUAUCAGAACAAGAAAGAGAGUUUUUGACCCAAUUUCUUCCUGAAGGGGCUGAUUUGCAUAAAAUCGUUCAUGGCUUGUUAGCUGGAAAUAAUUUCUGCUUCGGAAAUCCAUUCGCAAAAUGGGGUGCUUCAGUUUGUUCAGGUGAUUGUCAUCCUGAUGCUGUUCGCCGUCAAGAACAGUGUAACAAGGCUAACAAAAUAGCAUAUUAUUCAGAAUUGCAUGAGCAUCAUACUAAAAUGAUACGGAGUUUGCAAUUGUGGAAGGAAGCUUGGGCAAGCUGUGAGAAUGAAGAAGAUGAAUUUAUGCAAAAGAUACUAAGUAGGUCCAGAAAAGAUGUUCACAGAAGUGGGUCUUCACUAGAGAACGGCGCACGAUAUGGACCUCAAGAUGAUCUGGGUGCAACAUCUGGAUCUUGUUCAUGGGACGCCGAUGAUAAAUUAUAUAGUAGUGAUAGCCCAGAUUUAGCAAUGAAUGGGGAAACUUUAAAUAGGGUUUCCAGAAUGGACCCUGGAAACACAUAUCACGACUAUUCAGGUGGAUCAAGAUCAGUAGCAAGACCUAGUAAAGGAGACAAAUCACGCAAGCUUAGUACAGAAUGUGAUGAUGGAGCCAAAUAUAUGUCGUAUAUCAAGGUCAGCAAGGAGCAGCAUGAACGGGUCAAGAGCAGUAUGAAAUACUCUAACACAAGUGUCCAGCCGACGUCUCUGAAUCAUGUUUUAGGAAAUCUUGAUAGUUUCUGUGUUCAACCAUACAAAGUGUUUGAGGAAGAGGAGACACAGAAGCUGCAUGAACACUGGUUGCUUUUGGCAAAGAAAGAUCUCCCUCUAGGUUUUGAAAAUUGGAAAAAUUGGCAAUCUGCCAAAUGGCAACUAGCAAAGUGUAUAAUGAAGGAAAUGGAAGAUAAAAGGAAGUCAAAUGAUAGAUCAGUUUUGGAUUUGUCUAGUCAAAAUCAGGAUAAAGAAAGUCAAGUCUUGUUACUUCAUGGUCCUGAGAAUGCAACCUUAGACAACACGCAUUUAAAUCCAAUAGAAGUGGAGAUAGAAGGAAACCGUGGUUUAACGUUCCGAUCAGAGUUAGAUCUGAAAGUAGAAACUCAUGAAAAUGCUUUGGAAGUUGAACAUAAAGAUGAUGGUAGUCAAUAUUCUACUCAGAAUCAGCAUCUGGUCCAAAUUUCUAUGCAUAAUGAUAGCCAAAACUUCUCCCCAAUGGCAAUGGAUGCCAAUAGUAAUGUUUUGGCCGAUUCAUGUGCUUUCCCCUGUAGUCUAGCUGAAUAUACCAGAAAUACUAUUCAUGCAGAGGCUCCUGUUGCUGAGCAAUUUCCUCUUGCAUCUGCUGCAACAGAAAUAUGGCCCUCAGCGAGCCUACCAUCAAGUGUGUACUGUCAUCAACCGACACCUGUAAGCUGUGGAUACACAUCUGUCAGUGAAUUUUUACUUGGGAACGGCCAAUCAAGUUUUCCUCACAGACCAUCCGAAGGUAAAGAUUCUUUCUUUUAUCCGCAUGCUAAUCAAGAUCGUAACGAAUUACUACUGCAUUCACUUUAUAAAGAUCCAUGGAGUUCUCAUUAUAUUCAUGAACAAAAGCUUUCUUCUGGGCUCGGUUUUCAUCCAGCUGCGAGUGAUGCAAUGCUGGCACCCAGUCUGUUUGCUAGGAAUAUAUGUUCAUCACUGCCAUUGCAUCAGAACAUUCAAGAACAUAUAUUCACAGAUGGAGGGGCCCGGUUUUCGGUUCCAAGACAAGAACAGUUGCUGCCACUAAAUCAUGCUCAAGAUUGGACGGAGAAUAAUGCCGUUAGCCAUCCAAUGCCGGCAUCAUCCCAUAAUCGAUUAAACCAAAAUUGGUUUUCUAAUGAGGAGGUGGUACGUGAUAGGUGGACUGGCGGUGUACAAAAUCAGGACAUUGGGAAUGCCUGCCAGGUGGCGGAUGAGAGUUUAUUAAGCGUUUUAUCUCAUUUUAAUGGCCAACGCUCAGUUGCCUCAUAUGGUUCACCCGGGUUUAUUCAGUCUGGGAACAAUGCUGGAGUGGGGCAUGGAGCAAUUCAUCCGUCGACAGCAAAUGGUAUGCUGCCCAGGGCCGCCAGAGGUUUGAAUCUUAACUACAUGAGUGGCAAUGAAGUUCAUUCUGCAACAAGAUGGGUAAACUUGCCAGGAGGAUUACAGGAAACUGGGGAGAAAUCUUUUCCAUGGUUAUGGAAUAAUAAAGAGUUAGGAUGAUGAUGAAUGUGAUAUUGUAGUCGCUUAGAUGGCAAGGAUUAGGCGCAGGCGUUGGAAAUAUCAACAGGGUAGACUGAUAGGUAUAGAUGGAUAUAUGAAUAUAUAGUCAGUUUAUUUGGCUAUGGUUAAAUCUUUUGCAAGAGUAAUAACGUUGGAGUGUUUUUGUUCCUUUUUGGUUUUGUUUUCAUUUUCCGUUAACGCAAAGGGUAAUGUGAAGAUGCAUCCUGAUAAUGAAAUUGAAGGUGCAGAAAAGAUAUAGAACAAGUUCUACUUGAAUUUUAGCUUUAGGUCGUUUAAACAUUCUUUAAAAUUAUUGUUUGCGACACUGGCAAACAAUGCCUUUGUAAAUAUUUCUAUAUAGCCGAAACGGGCAUUUUUGAUUAA
Erigeron canadensis is the source of this 3108-nucleotide messenger RNA. RefSeq lists its product as uncharacterized. The coding region runs from base 184 to 2724 and encodes 846 amino acids. The record is from RefSeq and is a predicted model, not a curated record. NCBI's taxonomy places the organism in Eukaryota, Viridiplantae, Streptophyta, Magnoliopsida, Asterales, Asteraceae. The transcript is spliced from 9 exons. Gene Ontology annotation, cellular component: Ino80 complex.